This is a messenger RNA of Thyridium curvatum, 1113 nucleotides long. RefSeq lists its product as uncharacterized. The record is from RefSeq and is a predicted model, not a curated record. NCBI's taxonomy places the organism in Eukaryota, Fungi, Ascomycota, Sordariomycetes, Thyridiales, Thyridiaceae. The transcript has a single exon. Bases 1 to 1113 code for a protein of 370 amino acids.
AUGUCUGCUCAAUUCACCACUGCCUUCCCCGUUCCCGCCGGCCGCCGCGCCGCUACCUCUCUCUCCCUUGACCAGAUCGUCAACCUCAUCCACGCCAACGGCUCUGGCAAGGGUAAGAUGAUGACCAGCGUCGAUGCCAUCACUAUUGGCGUCAACCGCCUGGCUGUCGCUGAGGCUGAGGUCAAGCCCAUCGAGGAGUUGAACAAGGUCGAGCUCGUCAAGCUCAUGUCGACCAAGUCCAACGAGAUCUUCCGUGGUCUGGACGACCAGACCAAGGGCAUGCUCGUCAACAAGAUGACCUUGCUCCGCACCCUCUCCCAGGAUAUCAAGCGGGAGGAGAUCAUCAACCCCCCGGCCAUCCUGACCGAGCCCUUUGGCAAGUUUGACCCUGCCAUCUUCCUCAGCGGCGAUUAUCGCAACUUGCCCGUGGUCGACAUCAAGCUCCUCCGCAACCUCGCUCGGGUCUCUGACGACCUCCCUGACCCGCUGGCUCUGAACAUUCUGUUCCACGCGGUCACCUUCCUCAAGCGCGCUGCCGAUCAGGACAUCAUGAUGACCGACGGCGAUGAGCCCGCGGGCCUCCCCAGUGAGCUGCGAACUGUCAUCCGUCGCUACAUCACUCUCGAGCGCCUCCGGAUUGGCGAGGAGAAGGGCACUGGCCUCCCUGAGCUCGACGAGGACGAGCUGACCGUCUUGCCUCCCCCUGUUGCCGCGACCACCGAGCUCAAGACUCGUGCCCGCGCCCGCGCUGGUGGCCGUGACCGCGCAGCUGGCCGUGUCAUUCGCCGUGGCAUCCACCGCCACAUGACCGAGGGCAUCAGCAAAUACGAGAUGAUGCUGGCCGAAGACCCCACCGUCGUCCGUCCUCGUCCCCGCCGCCCCUUGCCUCCCAGCGUCGCUCGCCUCCUGGCCAAGAAGAAGGGCCUGAAGAUCUCGGCUGCCGCUGCCAACGCCGCCUCGUUUUCUUCCGGUCUCCCCUCCCCGCCUGUCUCGCCUCUCGCAAAGCAGUAUGGGAUGACGGCCGUCGACAUCGAGUACGCCACCGUUGGCACGCCGCCCACCGAGAACCACCACCUCGGUGUCGUCUCCAUCUCUGACUCCCUCAUGGAGUAG